Molecule: messenger RNA, 335 nt
Organism: Colletotrichum destructivum
Lineage: Eukaryota; Fungi; Ascomycota; Sordariomycetes; Glomerellales; Glomerellaceae
Exons: 1
Coding region: 19-282 (87 amino acids)
Source: RefSeq, a predicted model, not a curated record
GUGCUCCGUCAUGGCCCAAUGCUGUUGGAGAAACUUGGGCAUUGUCUCGCUAUGCGUUUUGCGCACGCCGACCCUUCUGGAAGACGUGACCGGCUGCCCCACCUUCUUUCCGAAAGGCUCAGUCAACAGGGAGCCCUCAAUUUGGUUCUUGUUUCUGGUUGCUGGUCUGAAGCUUCAAGGCCAUCUGGUUUUGAGAUCCGUGGACCACACGUGGCAGGUAUGCCUGAGGCUGUCCUUCGAUGUAGAACGGGUGGUGCGACUCGAUUUGACGGUAGACCAUGACCGGAUCACCAUACAAACCUGUUCUGUGCACUAGAGACGGGUUCGUUCGAGCU